AUGGAUGUAGAUCUUUCGGAACUUGAUGAUUGGUUAGGUACCUUGGAAGAAUUACAGCUGGGACUGGAGAAAACCGCAAUUUCUAACACUAAUAAUAACAAUAAUAGUAAUAUUAAUAAUGAGAACUAUGAUUCUACUAAAACCUCCAACUUGCCACCUCCGCGUGUAAAUAAUGCUAGUCCCAUAUGUUUGAAUAAACCACCAAGUCCACGUCUUCCAACCAACUUGUCCUCAUCUCCUCAUUCACACACAUUACACACACAGUCAUCAACUUAUUAUUGGACAGGAAAUCCUACUGGUCCAACAUUCUCUUCUUCCAAUCAAAUUUCAAAUAUCUCUCAAGGAUCAGCUUAUCCGCAUUCGCCAUCAUCAUCAACGUCACCACUAACGACGACGUCAACAACAACAACCUCAACGCUGAUAAAUAAUGGUAGCAACAGUAUCAAUCCUACAAAUCCGUCAUAUGCUGCAAAACCUCCUGGAUAUAAUUCCGUGUCAUCAACACGUUUAUUGAAUAGAACAACAGAUAUUCCUGUGACUGAAAAUGGGAGCAGAGGAAAUGUUUGUGUUAAAAAGACUAUCUCACAGAAACCGUCAAAUCAUGUGUCUUUCAACUUACAUAAUCCACAAGAAGCUACUGCUGAACAUGAUUUGAGUAGUCUGCUUAGAGAACUUGAAGUCGUCGAAGAGAAAAUGAAAGAACUUGAACAAGAAAAUAAUCAAUUCACUCGACGUUACAGUCUUGCAUCCUCUUCCAAUGGAAAGCGUCAAAAUCAAACUUCAUCUGACCAAUCGCAUACUGAGAAUGCACAGAGUUCUUCAGCUGUCAAUAAUAAUAAUAAUGAUAUUAACGAUCAACCAGUUGUCUCCUUACCAGUCCCCGUUAGAAAAGGUAGCUUAGUAAACAAAAGCAAUGGAUUUAUUUGUGCAGAAUGGGCGGCUAAAUUAAAUCAUGAUGAUUAUGAUAAUCAUUAUAAUAAUACUAAUAAUAAUGAUAGUAGUAGUAGUAGUAUAAGCAGAAGUCGGAGUAGAUUUGCUAAACAAGAGAACACUUCACCGUCACCCUCACCACCUCCCCCACCGCCAGCAUUUCUUGGUGCUGGUGAUGCAUGUGCAAGUCCAACUAACACAUUACCAUCGCCUUCACAUUCAUCACAUCCACAGAUACUACAACAAUCACAAGAACAAGAACAAAAAUCCCAUCAAGGUCAUCAUCAUCAUCAUCAUCACCAACUCAAUGAAACUUCAUGGUCUAUAUCAAAUUCGAAUAAUUAUUCUACAGGUGGAAUGAAGUCACAGGCGUCAAAUUCGCAUGAUGUUGUCAAUUCAGAUUACAAGUUACGACAACCACAACAACAACAACAACACCACCAAGUAAACCAAGUACACGGGACAUCUCCAACUCCUGGUUACAAUUCACAAUCAUAUCAAAUUGUGGAUAAUCAAAAACAACUUAUUAAUGAAUUGAGAGGAUUCUAUAGGAAUUCAAGUACAAGAGCACCGUCAGAGUUAACUGUCCAAUCUGGUAUGGAGAAGUACAAGAAUUUUCCCAACUCCUCCUCAAGCCCAUCACCGCCAUUUAAUAAUUACCAACAAAAUUCGACGACAAACAACAGGUUAAUACCACUGACAACGGAUCAAUUUGAAAUGGAAAAAUCCAUUAAAAUCAAUAAUAAUAAUAAUACUGAUAAUAAUGUUAAUAAUAAUCAUACCUAUGCUAGUUCAAAAAGUUCUGAUGGUUAUCGUUCGUGUGGAUCAUUAACAACUUAUCAAGGAUCAACUAGUCACUAUGAUCAAGGAAGAAUGAUAAUGAUUGGUGGUAGUCAACAAGAUUAUUGUGAUGAUAACAAUGAUAAUAAUAAUAAUAAUAACAAUAUUGAUGCAAUUGUCCGAGGUGGUGGUGGUGUUGGCGGUUGUGGUAGUGGUGGUAAUCCGGGGAGUUGGACACCACCAGAUCAUGCUUAUCUUCGACGCGAAUGUCAUAAAACAAAUUCAUCAUUAGUAGUUACAACAAGAGGUGGAAGUGGUAGUGAUGGUCUGUCGAAUUCAAUGAGUCCUGAAAGCUCCUUAUCGGAUAAAUCAGGAUCAGAAGCUAAUGAACUCAGUCGUCUUCAAAUGUCAGACAGUUCAGAGAAUAAUCAAAGAAAUAAACUGGUUGUGCGCGUUUUUCGUCCGGAUAAAACAACUAAAGCCAUUCUAAUUGAUCAUCAUAUGACUGCUGGUGAAGUCGCCAGUAUGAUGAUUGAGAAAAACUUUUUACAACCUUCAAUACACUUAGCCCUGGUAGAAAAAGUUCCAGCUUUAAAAAUUGAACGAGUUUUUGAAGAACAUGAUCUCUUAUCCGAUUGUAUUUUGGCUUGGCCGACAAAAAGUCAAAAUAUGAUCUUUUUUGAAGAACGACCUGAUCACUUUGGUCUUGUUGAAUCACCUGAUUAUUGGAUUGGUGAAGAUAACAAUAAACAAGGCUUCCGUACUGCUGAAGCUAUUCAGACAAUGUUAAAUGAUAUUGAUAGCCAUGGUUUUCCUGAAUGGCGUGAUUACUUGUUUAUACGUAAACCUGGUGAUAAAUCAUGGUCUCGACGACUUUGUAUUCUAAGAAGUUCUGGACUGUAUACAUCAAAUAAGAAUAAGAAAAAUCUUUCGUCGACAGAUCUCAUUCGUAUUUUGGUUUUGGAUGGACCAUUGAAAUUGUAUACAACUACAGGUGGUUGGACACGUAUGCGUGCACCUACACCGCAUGGGUUUGCCUUUAAGCCUUAUUCCGCACAAGAUCCUGCUUCAACGCAUGUAUUUUGCUUCUGUGCUACAGAUGAGAAAGCUCUACGUCAUUGGAUAUGUCGGUUACGUAUAGCUAAGUAUGGACGACAACUGCUGACUGAUUAUCACAUGGCCAUCAGUCGAGUUCAUCAACUUAUAAGUCUUCAAACUCAAUUAUCCCAUCAUCAUCAUCAUCCUGAUCGUUCAAAUCAUCCCAUGUUAAAUAUGAAUCUACAAUCCAAAUCAUCUUGUGAUUAUCUUUCACAAUCUUCAUCAUCUAUCCAUACUGCUCAACAACAGCAUCCGCCUCCUCAUCCGUCUCGUCCUCCUGCUGCUGCUGCUUCAGUAGCUGUUUUGCCUACAGGAAGUUCUACAAGUCUUCUAGUCUCUAGUUCAUCACCAUCUGUCUUUCCAUCACAAGAUGAUCAUCCUUAUUCAGAUCAAUAUCGAUACCAGAGGAAACCAGAUCAAUAUUAUCAAUAUUCUGCAUCUAGUAGACAAUCAUUAAGUCCAAAUAUUCAAUCCUCACAUCCUAUACGUCCUGUAUCCCCACUAAUGGGUAUUCGUGCAAGAAUGUCGAAUAAUCCUGUGGAUCAUCAGUCUUAUAAUAUAAUAAAUCAUAAUCCUGCCUCAGAACAAUUAGGCAGACAGAACAGAUUCCCUGUAAACAGUACACAUCAUCCUAUGGAAAGAUAUAAAUAG
Molecule: messenger RNA, 3459 nt
Organism: Trichobilharzia regenti
Lineage: Eukaryota; Metazoa; Platyhelminthes; Trematoda; Strigeidida; Schistosomatidae
Source: the annotation of a GenBank genome assembly